Equus quagga is the source of this 8521-nucleotide messenger RNA. It is a transcript of the gene DUSP22, whose product is annotated as dual specificity phosphatase 22. The coding region runs from base 362 to 1297 and encodes 311 amino acids. Gene Ontology annotation, molecular function: protein tyrosine/serine/threonine phosphatase activity. Gene Ontology annotation, biological process: regulation of cell population proliferation; protein dephosphorylation; positive regulation of JNK cascade. The transcript is spliced from 9 exons. Gene Ontology annotation, cellular component: cytosol. NCBI's taxonomy places the organism in Eukaryota, Metazoa, Chordata, Mammalia, Perissodactyla, Equidae. The record is from RefSeq and is a predicted model, not a curated record.
CGCGCCCCCGUGCCCGGCCACCGGGAGCCGAGUCCGCUCGGGGCGGGGCCGGCGCGGCGCCGGGAGCCCGACUACAAGUCCCAGGGAGCCGGCCGGGGAGGGACGCGAGCGGGCAAGGCGAGACCGUUUCCUGGCCGGGGCGCCGGUGCCCCUGCCCUGCUCUGGCCGAACGAGCAAAAAGGCCUGCCGUCCAUGCCGGAUCCCUGGAGCAAACCGAGUGGCCUGGGCGUCCCUGGUCCCUGUUGUUUAUUCCGCGAGCAGGAAAUUCCUCCCCGCCCGCCCCUCCCUCCUCCUGCUGUAACAUGCCUUAGUGAGCCCGCGCCCUCCCUGCCCAGGGUGCUAGAGUUCGCGGUCAGCCGCCAUGGGGAAUGGGAUGAACAAGAUCCUGCCUGGCCUGUACAUCGGCAACUUCAAAGAUGCCAGAGAUGCAGAACAAUUGAGCAAGAACAAGGUGACACAUAUUCUGUCUGUCCACGAUAGUGCCAGGCCUAUGUUGGAGGGGGUUAAAUACCUGUGCAUUCCAGCAGCGGAUUCACCAUCUCAAAACCUAUGCAGCUCUCGCCGACCAGAAGGAGACCCACAAAGGACAGGCAAGAGCAUGGGCUGCAGGACAAGACAUUUCAAAGAGAGCAUUAAAUUCAUUCAUGAGUGCCGGCUCAGGGGUGAGGGCUGUCUUGUACACUGCCUGGCCGGCGUCUCCAGGAGCGUGACUCUGGUGAUUGCCUACAUCAUGACCGUCACCGACUUUGGCUGGGAAGACGCCCUGCACACGGUGCGUGCAGGGAGGUCCUGUGCCAACCCCAACCUGGGCUUCCAGAGACAGCUCCAGGACUUUGAGAAGCAUGAAGUGCACCAGUACCGGCAGUGGCUGAAGGAAGAAUAUGGAGAGAGCCCUUUGCGGGAUGCAGAAGAAGCCAGAAACAUCCUGGAUCUGUUCCAGCCUGGAACUCACAAUCAUGCCUACAAUGGAGGAGUUAACUGGCCACCUGCGCUUACCUCCACUCCAUUCAGUUCUUUGUUCCUUCCUUUGACAAAUGCAUGUUCAUCAGAGCAGGCGCCUUGGGACUCAGGCAGGAUGCACAGACAUAUUCCUGAUGCCCGGAAAGACUGUCAUUUGGUGGGUUGGCAGUUAGGAAAAUUGGCAGUUACCGAGCAGGUCAUAAGGACUACCAUAGGUGCUCUCCGUACUGUGUGGGAAGGAAAUAGGGACACACCAUUCCAGUUUUGGGAUGAGGAAUGUGGUGUUCAGGGAAGGCAUCUCAGAAAAAGUAACAGCUAUGGGAGAACUGAAGCGUAAGUGCUAGAAUUAGCUGGGCACAGAGGGAGGAUGGGGUCCAGCAGAGGCCCAGCACGUGUGUGGUGGCACCAGAGAGCAGAGCGUGCUGGGGCAAUCCAAAGUCACUUUUAUGACCAGAGCGAGCACUAGGGGUGGGCGACACUGUGAGUGGUGCGGACACAAGCUGAGGCCUGUUGGCCAGGCUGUUAUCAUGGCAGCCUGUCACUGUGUGCCCAGUACCUGCUGUACAGUAACUGGUUACUUCUCACACCAGCCCUUGGAGCAACCAAGCUCAGAGAUCAGGGGCCCUGCCAGUUUCCCACAGGUCUGAUUCCCAGCUUGGAGCCUUAUAAGCAGUGUGAACGCCUUCUGAGGACAUGGAGUCAGAGGUGGGGGGCUUGCUGAGCGAGCUGGGCCAGCAGGCACCAGGAUCUGCAUGGGUGGAGAAGGGGUUGUUACGGCUGUCCAGGUGAUAGAGAGCAGGCCGUGGUGUGGGGGUGCAGAGGGGCUGAGGAGGCUGGUGGACUUGAGGGAGGCUGGGGAGGGAGAAGCAAGCGCUCUCGGUGCCGGGUGGAACGUGGAGCACUAAGGGCUUGGUGGCCAUGCCACACUCUGAAUCUUGCUUCCAACACAGUGGUCCUUUGUGUCAGCAUCUUCCUGCGCCAUGACGGUGUGUGGGCUCUGCAGUGUCAAGGUUAGAUUUCAGGGGGCGCUAGACCCUGGGCCUCCAAGAGGUUUGUCCCUGGGUGUGACCCAGCUUUGCCGAUUAGGUGCUCAAGUGUGCCCCUGCACCCAGAACGGACUCCCAGGAACCAGACUUGCAACAAGGUAGAAUUCGGAUGUCCAAUUUCUUCAUUUAUUGUGAAAGAUAAAACAUUAGCUUUAUGAAGACUAAUUUUAUUCCCUAGCCAGGCUAUCUCUCUUUCAUUAUCAAGAUUUUUGGAAAUCAAUACAUUGUACACCCUAAACUUACACAAUGUUGUAUGUCAAUUGUAUCUCAAUAAAGCUGAAAAAAAUGGAGUAAAACAUCUUUUAAAUCAUUAAAAAAAAUGAAGAUUUUUGGGAAGCCAGAUUAGUCACUGGGCAUUGUGCUGUGAGCGUGGACAUGAAGCUGAGAGCCUGGGGGCGGGGGGAGGGGUGCCCUGGUCUGGCGUGUCCACAGUUGGAGUGCUGUCGUGGCCAUAGCACACCUGAGCAGUGUGUCAGCCAGCCUGCAGUCUCCUCUGUUGAGCGAGGCUCCUGCUGGCCCCCUGGAGCCCUUUCCUGGGUUCUGGGCAGACCACCCUAUUUAUCUAUCUCUCUGCCCAAGGUAAUUCUUUGAGUGAAAUGCUGUUUUUCUGAGCACCUUCUUUAACCUUGGGUGUCAUCAUGUGUCCUCAACAGCAUUUAUGCUUUUCCCUGAGGAUGGGUUCCUACUAGUAGCUUUUUUUUUUAUUUGUUGGGUGCUGGUUCUUUCUAGUUUUCUGUUUCAAGAGGGAACCCUACUUCCAGCUUCUGGGCCUGUUUCAAGUUAUAAAGACAACCUAUAAAUUUGGUGAUUGGGGUGUGUAUGUGUGCGCCCGUGCCCGCACACACACAGCUGUGUUUUAUUGUUUUCUAAUUUUAGUUUAGAGAAAUCCUUAGCCUUCAGGGGAAUCACGUGUGCAGUGUCAAGGGGCGUGUGGAGCUCAGGUACCUGGGCGUCCGGGGAAACAUCAGAAACUGUGUUGCACCAUCAGAGCUGGUCACGAAGGGCCGCUCUGCACACCAGCGUCAAGUCAUAAAAAUAGGGAACACACUAAAAACCAGACCCUGUGAUCCCACAGCAGAUGACUCCUCCCAUCCUGACCUUGAGUUAUUAAUAAUUUUAUUAAGAAUGUGCUUUCAACACGUCUGUAUUUAUAUAUGUACUUAACAAGAAAUCACCACGACUUCAAGAGGGAAGUUCCUCUUCCCUUUCCUUUUUAUUGCCCGGAGAAAGGGAGAAACUGAGAAAAAAAAACCUACCUUUGACUUGUCUCUGGAGGCUGCAGCAUGUCCCUUGUUCCCUUCUUAGGAUUUAAUGGGGUCUCCUUAGGCCUCGGGCGUGUCAGGCCUGGGUGACACACGGGCUGUGUUGCAUCAUGCAGAGAGAUCUUGACGCUCGGCUCUCUGGUUUUCCUGCCCCCGUGGAGGUUUUGAGCCGUGUGACUGCAGUACUGGGACGCGACUAUCUCAGCUAGUAUCACAGUGAGCCUGCUGGGUGUGGCUUAGGACACGUCUGACCGAAGGCUGCGGGUGCUGGCUCCGCGCCUCUUUCCAUCGGGGGAAAUUGUUGCCAGGACCUCGUUGAACAUCUGCGAGUCUGGGUUUUUUUUGGCUGUAGGUCUCUAUACAAAGUGCGAUCAUAAAGAGUCAGAAGUUCACAGUUAAUUUUCCUGAAGCUUCUCGUUGAGUUGGUAGCGCCCGGUGUCAACAGAGCUUUGUUAGCAGGUGCCCGAGAGCGUGGAGUCGGCGUUCGGAGUGUGGUGCUGACCGUUUGUUUGGAGGUCGGUUCAGUAGGAGAGACUUUGAAUGGGGUCAAAUGUAUAUCUGAGUACAUCCUUUACACACAGGCCUGUUUAAGAAAACUAGACAGGAGUGGGAGGAAAACAACUGAUUUUGGGGGAGUUAACAAUUCCUUCUAGGAAUAAUGUUCUUUGGUUCAGUUUUGGAAACAGUGCUGAUCACACCAUUUGCCCAUCUGCCCCUCUUAGCCCCAGGAGGCCAGCUUGGCUCACAGUGGCCUUUCCACCAACUGCUCAGUCCUCCAGGACACACGUGAGUGACAAGCGACCUAUGCAAAUAGAAUACGCCUUUGACAUGGUGUUGGUCCCUCUCCCCUCAAAGCCAGCCUGCCCUCAGCUUCACGCGCCCACCCCCCAAAGGGGCCAAACCAGUGCAGACGGGAAGCGUCCUUUUGGGUGAGCAGGCUCGCCUUUUGUUGGUUGGCUCUGGGUUUCCCCGAGACACUGAUGGGGAGCCUUUUUGGAAAAUAAAAAUCCAAAGCCUUCUCCAUGUGCAAGAGAAAUGUCACCUUCUGCUUUGCAAAGGGUGUGCCCUUCACAGCGAGAGGCCCAAGUGGCAGAGAGCUUCCUCAGAAUGGGAGUCCCUAGAGAGGCUUGUCAUGUGCUAGGAGUCAGAUGUCCAGAUUCUCCAUAUUGAUGUGGUGACAGAGGGAAAGGCCAGGAGGUGUGAGAGGAGAGGACCGUUUCUUGACACUUUGCAGAGGCCUGCCUUGAAUAUCCAGAAAUCAGGUGCGUCCCAGAGGUGUACUGCAGAGCGGUGCAGAAACCCAUUUCCUGCCCUGUUAUUCCCUAUCCCACAGCAGACAGGCCUGCUCUCUGCUCUGCCAGAGCUGCUGCCCGUUGUCUUCCACCUGCCGGGAGCACAGGGGGCAGGUCCUGACAGAGCAGGUAGGGGCAGAGGUGGUUCUUAGCGGGUGGGAGGCCGAGGUCCUGGACCGGUGACGAGGCAGCCAUGGGAGACACAGACAGGAAGGCCUGGCUGAGGUCCGUUUUGAUCCUGGUUCUCUGGAAUACCUUGGGGAAGUCCCAGAGGAGGCAACCCACUCAUGGGAGGAACUUCUUCUCAGGACUAGCAUGAAAGAAACCCCCUGGAAGGAACUAGCAGUGAUGGAUGGCACCCUGUCUAGUGGCCCAGUGAUGUGGCCAGAGGCAGCCUCGCAGCCUUCCUGGGUGUGUUUUAUGUGUCGAGGAAGGCCCCUUCCAAUCCUAAAGACCUCGCAUCUAGAAGGCAAGAUGGUCAGCCCUUCAUGGAGACUUUUUCUUAAAAUCAUGUCCUCACAACAAUCUUGUGGGAUAGUUUGUACUAUUGUCCUCAUUUUUCAGAUGAGGAAACCAAGUUCUAGAGAACUUGAGCAUUGUCCAGCCUCAGGGCCAGAAAGUGUCCAAGUAGGGAGUGGAAUCCAAGCAGUCUGACUCAGGUGUGCCCAAAAGUCACCACUCCUUUCAAAAUGCCAGUUCCACUGGGAGGGCCGAGCUAAUGAAAUGGUAGCAGCCAUGCAUGUGCAUUCAGGUUCUCUGAAGGUGGGUUCACGUUAGAUUAGAGGCCUUGUGGGGAGUUUCAGCUGGAAGACAGAUAGUGACAAGGAAAGUCCGUGCCUUCUUUCCACCAAAACGUGCCCACUGUGUGUGCACUGUGGCCACCAUGCCUACCUCCAACUGGGCAUUUCUGAUUCAGCCUAGAGUAGCAGGCAGAGUACCAGGACAUCCCGGGACCCCAGAAGGCCCUUUGCAGGAAUAAAGAAUCGCCCCCUCCAUGGCUGUGGGGGUGCUGAGUGCCCGGCACCCUAAUCCUGUGAUGUUCUGUCCUUGGCGAGCCACCAUUAAACAAAUUGAGGAGCUCUGGUGAGGUUUCUGCAAGAAGCACAAGGAUUUGUUGUUAUUCAACCUAAAUAAGUCAAAUGGAGACACUCAUCAAGGAGAGAGGCGAGGGAAGCGACAGUGGAUGUUGCUGCAGUCAGAGACUGGCAGGACCUUCUUCCACCCCUGGGGCUGAGGGGCAGGGCCGAGAGAUGGGGUUACGAGAGCCCAGGAAGAGCUGGUAGGUGCAGUGGCGCACAGCAGGACCAGAGCAGGGCGGGUCUGUAAGAAGUGUGGAGAGGCCAGGAGGGAGCAGGGUGGAAGUUCCCCAUCCAGUGUCCUCCUGUUCUGUCUCCUCGAACCCAAUGGGAAGCUGGCCAGCAGAGGAUUCUACGUGCUGUGGCCAUGGGGGAGAGAGCAGGGUGAUUGCCUUACAAUAGGCAGCCCUGGCCAGCAGCCAUGGGUGGGGCAGAGACGCAGUGAUGGAGGAAGUGCCACCAGCUUCCAAGAAGUAUCUGAGUGUUAACAAGCUGAUACUAAAAGUGGCUCUGAGUGGGGAGCCUGGGUGCUCCUACACGCUUUGCCCCAGAAGUAUCUGGACCUUGGCCUAUGACUCACUUGCUUUCAUCUUUAGAAAGCAUUCUAGAAGUAUCCAUGCCUGCUGAUGUGCCCCCACUGAUCUGUGCUUUCCCGUGGCCUAUCUGGAGAAAUGACACCCUCCAAGGAAAGGCCAUCGGGGUCAGAUAGCAUCUGAGCGUCUGCUAUGAACUGUGCCCCCAUGACAAGAUCCCCGCCCAUAAACAGCAGGAGAGGAUAGUCUGCAAGGCCUCAGUCACGUCACAGUGCCCACGGCCGGCCAUGAGAGCCACUGCGUGAGACGUGGUAAUGUUAGCACCAUGCAGACCGCCGGGGGGAAAGGAAGAAUCAGGCAUGGCAGGCCUGUCUUCAAAGACUGUUUAGUUAAGUUGAGUGAAGAAGGCAGUUACUCGGGAUGUUUUGAGAGCAAAUGGUGAGCAUAGAAGCACAAAUGCAGGCCAAGAGGACCACAGAUGCUUGAUGGAGAGUGCCCUGGCUGGGGAUAGAAAACUUGGAAAAAGAGUGAGGGGCAUUCUGGGCAGGUAAAGGCACAGGUGAGUAGGAACAUGGUAGACUUGGAAGCCACACGUGGACCUGUGACAGGGAAGGUGACCACGAGAGGGACUAGAGGUGCAGGAGCUGGCUUCCAGUGCCCAGGAAUGUCCCGGCCCUGUAAGCAGUAGGCAGCCAUGGGGGCCUGGGGUUUGCUUUGGGCCUGUGCGGUGUGGACCGGAGGCAGGAAGAUAGAGCAGCUAGGAGGGGCUGGAGCCGUGGCCUGGACUGGCUGUCCAUGAGACCUCUCCAAAGACCAAUGUACCAGGCGAGGUGACAAGAUACUUAGAUAAUCGCCAGUUUGAAGUAGUGGCAGACGGUGCUGGUUUGAGUUCUCCAGAAGCAGAAACAGAGUUGGGGUGCCAACAGUGGUUGGUGAGCAGCGCCUGCAACAGGAGGGGAGGGGGCUGAAGGGGCAGGGGGCUAUCAGGAGCAGGGCAGUCCCACAUCCUCUCAGUCAGAGGAGCCUGGGGCGGGCGUGGCUGGUCCCCCAGAUGAGUGGCUCCGGCUGCCGAGCCAUGGGGCCCUGAGACCAGAGCUCGGGGGCUCACGCCGCUCGCUCGCAGGGAGGGACAGCCUGGCUCCUUUCCGGGGACCCCCAGUGCUGUAAGGCGACCUUGCAGGGCUACUUCUCCACAGAGUGCUCACGGCAGGGCUGCCCUCGCGCUGUGCCCCAGCUCCCUGCUCGGAGCAGAGCUGGGCGCGUGGAGAGGGUGUGGGCGCAGCACCAGGAGCUGGGGAUUGCUUCUGUCCCUCCCACAGCAGCUGCAGCCUCCGUGGCCACCAGGGCUGCAGCAGAGCCCCUCGCUCCCAGGGCAGGAGGUGUGCAACACACUGGCUGUGGAGCACUGAGUAAAAACAAUUUUUAGUGGUAAACAGCUAGAAGUUGGUCUGGUUUUUUCUUACUACCAAGAGCCAGCAAUCCUAAACCUUUCCAGUGAUAACAUAUGCCUCCCCCAGAAAAUCCUUUUGUUGAUCUAAGUUCUAGCUGUAAGCGAUGGCUGCAUCUACUGUAGAGCUGUGAGAAUAUACAUGUAAACUUCACAUGUGCAUGUUGUUGCUGCCUGUCCUCAGUAAGUGUUUUCUGUACGGAGGCGAAUGGAGAACUCCCAGUUAACAGGCAGGACUGGCACAGAGAGAAUCAGCUCAUCUGUUUUCCUUCUUCAGUAAAUUCAAAAUGAUCUGGAAUCUGAGCUCCAUGGGGACAGUUUGGUGUCCAACCCCUGUGACAUGACGUUUCUGCACUUGCAGAGUAGAUUUGAAAUAACCGAGGAGAGGUGACAGAGUCGGUUACUUCAAUCUGGCCUUCCAGGGGACCACUUGAAUGUUCUUGUCUUUAAAAUUUUGUGACAGCAGAGAUAUUUGAAAGAUAAUUGAUCCCAAAGAAACGUAGACAUGCUAUUCAUGGAAUUUGAUGUGAAAUGCGAUUUUUGUGAAUUUCUCCCAGUCUUACCAUUUUGUGUAACACUUUUCCUUUUUGUCUAUCUGUUGCUUAAUGUGAAAGAAAAUUUUUCAAAAUUAAAAUAAAGCAAAAAUGUUCUGUGAUCAAUGAUAGGUGAAGAUAGAUCGACAAAUCUGACAUAAAGAGAAGUUCAGUUUUGACAAAUCAUUGAUAAAUUUGCAGAAGUUAAGGCUCAAAAACAAAUUGUAAUUAUUCAUCAGUGUGACAGACUGACAUAUAGGUAUAUGUAUUAUUCCCCAUUUUUCAAAAUAUAUAUUAUUGUAAUUAAAAAGUAUUACUACAUGACUUUUUCCUUGUUUUUACUGUGAUAUUUAUUUUAUUUUUUUCUAUUUA